Messenger RNA from Mercenaria mercenaria, 1720 nucleotides. RefSeq lists its product as uncharacterized. Gene Ontology annotation, molecular function: mannosyltransferase activity. Bases 213 to 1376 code for a protein of 387 amino acids. The transcript has 2 exons. NCBI's taxonomy places the organism in Eukaryota, Metazoa, Mollusca, Bivalvia, Venerida, Veneridae. The record is from RefSeq and is a predicted model, not a curated record. Gene Ontology annotation, biological process: mannosyl-inositol phosphorylceramide biosynthetic process.
AUAUGCUUUUCUACUUAAAAAGUAAAAAGAAAUAUUUCAUAUGAGAGAUAUCUUUGACUUUAAUCAUAAUAAUUCAGACAUGGGAUAUUUUUAUAAUUAUCUCUCAUCACAUCAUAAUGUGCAGAACGUUUUUCUAUACAUCGUUAGACCUUAACAAAACGAAGGUAUUUAGAAGAAUGAACUUUGAACUGUGAAACAAUAUUCUUUAAAAAAUGAGAUGCGGACAACACAUAUCAACAAGAAAAGACAGAAUGCUUCUACUGCGAAAUAUGAGGAGACUUGCAGUUGCAUUACCCUUAAUUGUGCUUUCCGUGUGUUUCGUGUAUUGGAAGAUGACUAAAACUAUAGGCUUAAACGAAACUGGAGAAAAAUUAGUUAAACCUAAAUUGCAGCCGAAGAACAUUGCCUUGUUAAAGUUUCAUCCAAUGGAGUUUGAGCCAGAAGUCAGAGAAGAUAUUCAGACAGUUGAUACUUACAAAACUUAUAUUCCUCAUAUAAUCCAUUUCAUUUUUAUAAGUGGUCUUAAAGGAAAGGUUGGCAUACCUGGUUAUUACAAAGACAAUGUCAAUUCCUUUUUACACUUCAAUCCAAAUUGGAAAUACUAUUUUUGGACGGAUAUAUCGGCCCGUCAGCUUAUUGCAACAAGGCAUCCUACGUUACUUCCAACUUGGGACAACUACCCACUUGUGAUAAAGAAAGCAGAUGCUUUACGUUAUGUGUUGCUUUAUGAAUUUGGAGGUGUUUAUGCAGAUCUAGAUAUGAAAUGUAUGCGACCUUUAGACCGAGCAACAAUGAAGUAUGCAUGUAUACUUACACCGGAACCAUUCGAACAUAGUACGAUUCUUUACAGACUUCCUUUCCUGCUGAGCAAUGCGUUUAUGAUGUGUAGACCAAAGCAUCCGUUCAUGAAACAGGCAAUUCUGUCUCUACCAGUAUUUGCAAAUAGUCCUCAUCCAUCAGCUGUGGCGGGCCCCUUGUUCCUGACAACUAUGUUCAAGAAGUAUAACAAUUUUCAACCAGGUGAUGAAUUUAGAAAGAAAACAGAUAACGUGAGUAAUUCGCCAUUCUUUUAUAAAGGUUCUCGUGCGGAAGAUCAUGUGGAAUCUAUUUAUAUAGCGAAUACACAUUAUUUUAUGGAUUCGAUUGACACUCGAGUGGACUUCCAGCGUAUGUGUGAAGGUCCUCGAGAGCGAAUGGUUAAACGUGGAUGUUUCAUUUGGACUAAGAGAAAAUUCGGUAAAACAAGAAAGUCGUUUUCUUAUACUGACCACAACUGGGCACACAUUUAUUCUAUUAAUAACUCUACACGAAUGAUACCUAUAGAAAGUGUUAUACCGGGUUCAAAACUGAAAAUAUGGCAAGCAGAACAUGGUUGACAGUUAUGAUUGAUGGAAUAAUAUGUCGACUUCUUUAAAUUUGACAGAAAAUUAUAUUAUGUUUUCAGAAAUAGUUUGUUGAUGAAUAGUAAGCGAACCUGAAACUGGCCAUAGUAAAAUGGUCAUUUGAAAACUUAGGGAAUUGAAGUACACUGUACUGUAAUAUUGAUGUUGAAUAUAACUCGUGUAACCACUGUUCCAAACUGUUAUGUUAUAUCUUUUUACCUAUGAAAUAAUGUUUAAGGAUCAUUGACUUUGUUUAAAUUAUGGAUACCAGUUUUUGUUAUGAACAUGAACUAUAUUACUUUUUGUCCAAUUCUCUUUUCAGUAAUUGUUAUCUAAAA